This is a messenger RNA of Helobdella robusta, 408 nucleotides long. RefSeq lists its product as hypothetical. The annotation marks the transcript as partial. Gene Ontology annotation, molecular function: serine-type endopeptidase activity. The record is from RefSeq and is a predicted model, not a curated record. Gene Ontology annotation, biological process: proteolysis. Lineage: Eukaryota; Metazoa; Annelida; Clitellata; Rhynchobdellida; Glossiphoniidae. The transcript is spliced from 2 exons.
AUCAUAUAUGGUGCAGCAGUUUCACGGGGAGAGUUACCUUGGCAGGUCUACAUGUUGUGCUCGUUCACCUCAUGUGGAGCUGUUCUGAUUAAAGAUCAGUGGAUCAUGACUGCAGCACAUUGCUUCAAAAAUUUCACAGAAACUCGGACAAAACUUCAUGAAUGCACCAUUCAUCUCGGCUCCAUUUAUAAAUUCGACGAAAACUGGGAAAGAAUGAAAAUUGAUAAAGUUUUUCUUCAUGAAAAGCUUCCUGGCAAUCAUCUAGCAAACGAUAUCGCACUGGUAAAACUUAAAAGAAAAGUACGAUUCACUCACUACAUUCAGCCCAUCUGCCUUCCUCGCGCUUCCGCCUCCACUGUUCUUCACAGCGUUUGCAUCAGCAGUGGCUUUGGAUACACUUUAAAAUAA